Messenger RNA from Symbiodinium natans, 789 nucleotides. NCBI's taxonomy places the organism in Eukaryota, Dinophyceae, Suessiales, Symbiodiniaceae. The record is from the annotation of a GenBank genome assembly.
AUGUCGAUGGUCGCCCGCAGCACCGGUUCUCUUCGGCGCCCUGCAUCUGCCUCUGCGACUGCGCUGAAGGCAAGGAAGCCGCGAAGUUCUGUCGUGGAAGGCGAGACCUCCCGACCGCGCACCCCAUCGACGAGCGUCGGCAGUGCGGCGCGCAGCCUUUCCUCCAGUGCCCUGCGACGCUUCCUGGACCAGGAGCAGCAGUCCAAUGUGGGCACCGCUCCACCGGUUGCGUCUUCCCUCGGCUUGGUCAGCGUGCCUUCAGAAGUGGUGCGCCAAGGGCUUCUUCGGAUUGCAUCCGAGCCAAAUAUUGGUCGAGAUCUGCCAACCUGGGCUGAUCCCGUGAGUCCCAAGAACCGGAACAACCACAUCGGAAUGGAAGAGAGGCCCGGGCCAGGCUGGGACUUCACCAAUGCAGGUCUCUCCGCCCUCCGGCUCCCCACUCAGGCGGCGGAGGGCCACGUGGCCGAGUUUGCGAGGAACUGCGCUUUGCAGGGAAGGAGCAGUAUUCGAGCCUACGAGGGCCAGCGGCGAGCACUACCCCUGCGACAGUGGUCCGAGGUUCAGAACGUCUCCCGACACCGGGAAAACAUGCUGCGGGACCUUCAUCAGAAGAACAACCCGGACUACGUGCAAGCUGCGGACCGUCCGGUGCCAGUGCGGAACUUCCUGCCCUUCCAGGAAGAGGCGCGAUGUUCCUCACCGAUCCGCGCCAAGUACUGCUCGUUGCACCCGCGUGAGCAGGAACGGCUGCGAAAGCAUGCAGAGCAACGGUCAGGCUUCGGUGCAUAG